AUGCAGCUCUCGUUUCUCAUCCCAGCGGUGCUGGCCACUGUGGCAGCGGCUUCUCCCACUCGAGUCCUCGAAAAACGUGCCACUACCAUGUGCGAUACCUGGGGCUCUCUCGAAACCGGCGGCUUUACUGUCUAUCACAACAACUGGGGUGCUGCGCAGGCAACCUCUGGCUCUCAGUGCACUACCUUUGAUUCGAUUACCUCAGGCUCCGUUUCCUGGUCUACUUCCUGGAGCUGGGCUGGAGGCUCGAGCUCUGUUAAGUCGUACUCGAAUGUCGCUCUUGAAGAUGUCAACACCCAGCUGUCUGCUAUAAGCUCGAUUCCAUCUACGUGGACCUGGAGCUACACCGGUUCCAACAUCGUCGCUGACGUCGCCUAUGACCUCUGGCUCGCCCCAUCCGCCACUGCUGACAACAAAUAUGAGAUUAUGAUCUGGCUUGGCGCUUAUGGUGGUGCUGGACCUAUCUCGAGUACUGGCUCACCUGUUGAUACUCCUACCCUUGCUGGGUCUGACUGGAAGCUCUACACCGGCCCCAACGGAGAUACUACCGUCUUCUCCUUUGUUGCAACCAGCAAUAUUACCAGUUUUGACGGAGAUCUGAACGAAUUCUUCACAUAUCUCACCUCCAACCAAGGCGUCAGCGAGAGCAUGUAUGCGACUAGCCUCCAGGCUGGGACCGAGCCUUUCACUGGCUCUGAUGCUGUCUUUGAUACCACCGCCUAUACCAUCUCUGUCGAGUAA
Molecule: messenger RNA, 741 nt
Organism: Ilyonectria robusta
Lineage: Eukaryota; Fungi; Ascomycota; Sordariomycetes; Hypocreales; Nectriaceae
Product: concanavalin A-like lectin/glucanase domain-containing protein
Exons: 3
Coding region: 1-741 (246 amino acids)
Biological process (GO): polysaccharide catabolic process
Molecular function (GO): cellulase activity
Source: RefSeq, a predicted model, not a curated record